GCCUAGGAAUUGAGUGGGCGUUGAAACUUGAAAUGAGUUACUAUAAAUAGAGAAGCCAUCCUGUUUUUCCAUCAUCAACAUUCGAAAACAGAGAGAAUUAGUGCUGGAAGCUCGAAGUACAAAUCGUUAAGCAAGGAUUACAAGCUAUCUGAGCUAAGUUUAGCAUACAUGUCUCACCAAACAAGAAGUGGUCUUGGGUAUGGUAAUCAAGAGGCAAUGACGACUAGUGCAAGUACACCUCAGCAGGUUGGUGGCCCUAGUCGACAAGCAAGGAAUACCAAUCAGGAAGUGGACUUAAGGGCCACAAUUGCUGAAGAGGUUUCACGAGCCCUUCGUGAGGCUGUUCCAAUGAUUGUGGAACAAAAUCGGGACAUCAUUGCAAAGAUGAUGGAAGAGCGACUGAAUGUGAACAGGAGAACCGAAGAGGUGAAUGAAAACAUGGAUCAGUUACAAAUUGAGCAACAAAGAGGUGAUGAAACAAACCAGAAAGAUGGGUGUUCGUAUAAGUAUUUCUUGAGUUGUAAGCCACCAGAGUUUAAGGGAAGUGGUGAUCCUGUGAUUAGUAUGAGGUGGUUGAAAGAAAUGGAAAAUGUGUUUAAAACAAGCAAGUGUUCUGAAGGUGAUAAGGUCAUGUAUGCAGUGACAAUGUUGAAGGAUGAAGCUCUAUAUUGGUGGGACAUGGUUAGUGGUAUGCUUGGAGAGGGAAUUGUGGGACAACUCACAUGGGGUCAAUUCAUUGCGAAGUUCAAGGAAGAUUUCAUUUCAGAAAGUGCAUUGGAUCAGAUUGAGGAAGAGUUUCUGACACUUAAACAAGGGGAGUCUUCUGUGGUUGAUUACACUUACAAGUUCAUGGAAAAAGCAAGGUUUGUAGAGCACCAAAUCCCUACCGAAAAGAAAAAGAUUAAAAGGUACGUAUGGGGGUUAAGGGCAAACAUUCGUGAGUUUGUCUCAAAUCGCGACUUGGCCACUUUUAGACAAGUUGUGGAAGCGGCUAAAGAAAGAGAGAAGGAACUAAACUUUCAAAAACAUGAAAUGAGUAGUGUUGUUAAAAGGAAACGGGAUGACCGAACAUAUGAAUCAUCCAAAAAGCUCCAAAUUGAAGGUGGUAGUAGGAAAUCCGAUAAACAAAGAGAUGCAAAGUGGUGUGAGAAGUACAACCGGAAGCACAUAAGGGAAUGCACUCCCGAGGUUGUGGAGUGUUGUCGUUGUGGGAAAGGUGAUGAUCAAUUUAGUUGGGACUAUAACCAUAAAAAUAAAAUAUGUUAUGAGUGUUCAUUGGUUGGACAUGUGAGGGUUGAUUAUCCUAAAUUAAAGAAACGAGAGCCUUGUUCGAAGGUGGAAGUGGUCAGGUGUAGGAGAGGAACUGUGAAAGAAGAACGAGAUUUUAUGUGUUAAGGGAUGUGAGUUUCAAAUGAUCAUCGAUGAGGCGAUUACGAUAUCGGAUGUUGUUAUAGGUACAUUUUUAUUAACUUUUACGUGCAGGAGUGUUAUUUAAGUCAAGUGCUAAUAAGUCGUUUGUUUCUGAAAUGUUUUUUUUAAAGAUUUGAUGUAACUCCUAAUAAGUUAGAUGACACAUUAGCACUAGAGAUGAUGGAUAUAUAGCGAUCAUGUUCUAGUGAAUGUUGGAUAUAACGAUUGUUUGAUUUAGGUCAUAGUCACAAAUUACUAGUGAAUGAUAUGUAUUUUCGAGUUCA
Messenger RNA from Lactuca sativa (garden lettuce), 1694 nucleotides. RefSeq lists its product as uncharacterized. Lineage: Eukaryota; Viridiplantae; Streptophyta; Magnoliopsida; Asterales; Asteraceae. The record is from RefSeq and is a predicted model, not a curated record.